UGGCACAAGAGCAGCGGCUGGGGGCGGCCAGAAGCAGCAGUAACAGCGGCAGCCGCCGCCGCCGCCGCCAGUAAACGUAGACGGUACCCGAGGGGACUGCCCAAACGGUCGGCACUCAAAGCAGCGCUUGGGUCCCGCUGCAGUCUGCGGCGGGGGAUGGGCAGGCGGCGGCGGUCCCGCCUGCUGAGGGUUGACCCCUGCCGGUCCCGGCCCUGAGCUGGUCCCGAGCCCUCCACCCGAAAUCCCUGCGUCCUCCACGGCCCAGGUUAAAUGGAAACCAUCCUUGGGAACUGGAAUCCUGUGUAGCUAGCUUUUCACCAUAUCAGCGUAUUGCAAUGAGUGGGGGAGGAGAGCAGCCGGAUAUCCUGAGUGUUGGAAUCCUGGUCAAAGAAAGAUGGAAAGUGUUGAGAAAGAUUGGGGGUGGGGGCUUUGGAGAAAUUUACGAUGCCUUGGACAUGGUCACCAGGGAAAAUGUUGCACUGAAGGUGGAAUCAGCUCAACAACCAAAACAAGUUCUGAAAAUGGAGUUUGCUGUUUUGAAAAAACUACAAGGGAAAGACCAUGUUUGUAGAUUUAUUGGCUGUGGGAGGAACGAUCGAUUCAACUAUGUGGUCAUGCAGUUGCAGGGUCGGAAUCUGGCUGAUCUUCGCCGUAGCCAGUCCCGGGGCACAUUCAGCAUUAGCACUACUCUUCGGCUGGGUAGACAGAUUCUGGAGUCUAUUGAGGGCAUCCAUUCUGUGGGAUUCUUGCACCGAGACAUCAAACCGUCGAACUUCGCCAUGGGUCGCUUUCCUAGUACAUGUAGGAAAUGUUACAUGCUUGAUUUUGGCUUAGCUCGACAAUUUACCAAUUCCUGUGGUGAUGUCAGACCACCUCGAGCUGUGGCAGGCUUUCGUGGGACAGUUCGUUAUGCAUCAGUCAAUGCUCAUCGAAACAGGGAAAUGGGAAGACAUGAUGACCUUUGGUCCUUAUUUUACAUGUUGGUGGAAUUUGUGGUUGGUCAGUUGCCUUGGAGAAAAAUAAAGGACAAGGAGCAAGUAGGUUCUAUUAAGGAGAGGUAUGACCACAGGCUCAUGUUGAAACAUCUCCCUGCAGAAUUCAGCAUCUUUCUGGACCAUAUCUCCUCUUUGGAUUAUUUUACAAAACCAGACUACCAGCUUCUUACAUCCGUGUUUGACAAUAGCAUCAAGACCUUUGGAGUUAUUGAGAGUGACCCUUUUGACUGGGAGAAGACUGGAACUGAUGGCUCCCUAACAACCACCACCACUUCUACCACCCCUCAACUGCAUACCCGCUUGACCCCUGCUGCAAUUGGAAUUGCCAAUGCCACUCCCAUCCCAGGAGACUUGCUUCGAGAAAAUACAGAUGAGGUGUUUCCAGAUGAACAGCUUAGUGAUGGGGAGAAUGGCAUCCCUGUUGGUGUGUCACCAGAUAAAUUGCCUGGAUCUCUGGGACACCCUCGUCCCCAGGAGAAGGAUGUCUGGGAAGAGAUGGAUGCCAACAAGAACAAGAUAAAGCUUGGAAUUUGUAAGGCUGCUACUGAAGAGGAGAACAGCCAUGGUCAAGGAAAUGGUAUUCUCAACGCUCCAAGCCUUGGUUCACCAGUACGUGUCCGCUCAGAAAUUACUCAGCCAGACAGAGAUGUUCCACUGGUGCGAAAGUUACGUUCCAUCCACAGUUUUGAGCUGGAAAAACGUCUGACACUGGAGCCAAAGCCAGAUACUGACAAGUUUCUUGAGAUCUGCCUGGAGAAAAUGCAGAAAGAUUCCAGUGCAGGAAAGGAAUCUGUUCUCCCGGCUCUGCUUCAUAAGCCUUGUGUUCCUGCUGCAUCCCGUACUGACCAUAUUUGGCACUAUGAUGAAGAAUACCUUCCAGAUGCCUCCAAACCUGCCUCUGCCAACACCCCUGAGCAGGCAGAUGGUGGUGGCAGCAAUGGAUUUAUAGCUGUUAACCUGAGCUCUUGCAAGCAGGAGGUUGAUUCCAAAGAAUGGGUGAUUGUGGACAAAGAACAGGACCUUCAGGAUUUUAGGACAAAUGAGGCUUUAGGCCAUAAAACAACUGCAAGCCCUUCUGAUGAGGAGCCUGAAGUGCUUCAAGUCCUGGAGGAAUCACCCCAAGAUGAAAGGCUUCGAUUAGGUCCUUGGGCAGAAAAUGAUCAUUUAAAGAAGGAAACCUCAGGUGUGGUCUUGGCACUUUCUGCACAGUGUUCUGCCACUGUUGCUUCAGAACAGUAUACAGAUAGGCUAGAACUCCAGGCUGGAGUUGCUAGUCAGUUUAUUGCAGCAACACCCACAAGUCCAAUGGAAGCACAAGCAGAAGGACCCUUUACAGUGAUUACAAUUCCUAGACCUUCUGUGGCAUCUACACAGUCGACUUCAGGAAGCUUUUACUAUGGUCAACAACCAGAGAAGAAAGAUCUUCAGCCCAUGGAGCCCACUGUGGAGCUUUAUUCUCCAAGAGAGAACUUCUCUGGCUUGGUUGUGACAGAGGGUGAACCUCCUAGUGGAGGAAGCAGAACUGAUUUGGGGCUUCAGAUAGAGCACAUUGGUCAUGACAUGUUACCCAGUAUUAGAGAGAGUGGCACAUCUCAAGACUUGGGACCAAAAGACCUACCUGACCAUAGUAGACUGGUUGUGAGAGAAUUUGAGAAUCUUCCUGGGGAGACUGAAGAGAAAAGCAUUCUUCUAGGGUCAGAUGAUGAAGAUGAGAAGUUAAGAAAAGGGCAGCAUUGUAUUGAAAUCGCUCCUCUCCCAGGAGAUUUGGUAUCUGUGGAAAGGGAUCACUUACCUGCUGCUGAAACUCUUGAUGUGCCGAAGACACAGACUUUUAGUGUGGUGCCAAAUCAAGACAAAAAUCAUGAGAUAAUGAAGCUUCUGGCAGUUGGAACUUCAGAAACUUCUCCAAGAGUCAUUGAUCCACAUGUUGAAGGACAGAUAGGCCAGGUGGCAGCAAUGCAAAAAAGUAAGAUAUCUAAGGAUGAUGACAUCAAGAGUGAAGAUUUGCCAGGUCAUCAAGGAGACCUCUCUACUUUUUUGCACCAAGAGGGUAAGAGAGAGAAAAUUGCCCCUAGAAAUGGAGAACUAUUUCAUUGUGUUUCAGAGAAUGAACAUGGUCCCCCAACUCGAAAGGAUGUGGUUAGGUCAUCCUUUGUAAGUAGACAUAGCCGAAUCCCUGUUUUAGCACAAGAGAUAGACUCAACUUUUGAAUCAUCCUCUCCAGUCUCUGCAAAAGAAAAGCUCCUCCAAAAGAAAGCUUACCAGCCAGACCUAGUGAAACUUCUGGUGGAAAAAAGGCAAUUUAAGAAUUUCCUUGGUGACCUCCCAAGUGCCUCUGAUAAACUGUUGGAUGAGAAGAAACUAGCUACUGUUCCUGUUCCCUUUUCUGGGGAGGAAGUCUCCACUCCCUUUUCAAGACUGGCAGUAGAUUCUCACCUGAGUAGGUCAGCUGAAGAUAGCUUUCUGUCACCUAUCAUCUCCCAGUCCAAAAAGAGCAAAAUUCCAAGGCCAGUUUCAUGGGUCAACUCAGAUCAAGUCAGUAGCUUAACUUCAUCUCAGUUCUUGCCUCGGCCACCACCAGGAAAGCCACCCAUGAGGCCUGGAGUAGAAGCCAGGCUGCGCAGAUAUAAAGUUCUAGGGAGUAGUAACUCCGACUCAGACCUUUUCUCCCGCCUGGCUCAAAUUCUUCAAAAUGGAUCUCAGAAACCCUGGAGCACUAUUCAAUGCAAGAGUCCAGGAUCUCCUCACAAUCCCAAAACACCACCCAAGAGUCCAGUUGUACCUCGCAGGAGUCCCAGUGCCUCCCCUCGAAGCUCGUCCUUGCCUCGCACGUCUAGUUCCUCACCAUCUAGGGCUGGACGGCCCCACCAUGACCAGAGGAGUUCAUCCCCACAUCUGGGGAGAAGCAAGUCACCUCCCAGCCACUCAGGUUCGUCCUCCUCCAAGAGGUCCUGCCAACAGGAGCAUUGCAAAUCCAGCAAGAAUGGCCUGAAAGGAUCCAGCAGCCUCCACCACCACUCUGCCAGCACUAAAAUGCCCCCAGGGAAGAGUAAGCCAGCCAGUAAACUCAGCAGAUAGGAGCUGGGCUGCAUCUCUAAGAAAGGUGUGAGAUCUUCCUCCUAAACCUGAUGCAUGUGUGUUCCUGUACUGUCUAUUUAAAAAAUCAUUGUUGAUCUUCUCUUGCAAAAGAAAGUAACAUGAUCAAUUAUUUAUAAGAAGACAUAAAUAUAUGAUAAGGAAUUACCUAAGGCAGGCAGCAAGCAGAUCAAGAAUCAAUGCCUUUGUAUAGGAAGGGACAAUCCAGCAAAAUCCAAGGGGGAGAAACUCAUUAAAUGAGCUCUCAUUUUUUGCUGUCUUUGAAAGAGUACUCUUUUGUCUACAAAAGAGUAGAGAAUGGGAGACAGAAUGGAAUUUUAAGGGAUUUUGCCUAAUUUUUUAAACCUCUACUCAAAGAUUAUAUAGCAAAAGUGAAACUUCUUUGAUAUUUUCAUUCAAAACUUCCCAACCUUGGAGAUUCAUUGCUCACGUAUUAGAGUAUGUAAGAAGUCUGUUGUCAGGGAACCAGUACUCGUGUAUGUUUUGCUUGUGUGUUUAUUCAGUGUAAUGAGAAUUCAUACCUUUACUUUGCCUCAUUCCUAAUACUGUCCGUGGAUUUCACAUUUUUUCACCUGAUCUGAUCUCUUCUCUUUUAACAAUACAUUCUAAUAGGCAUUUAGCAGCACGUGCUAAGAAUUUCAAAUCCAAUUACCCUUUUUUAAAAAAUUGUCCUAAUAUAUUUUCUUUUUCUUUUUCUUUUAUUUUUAAAUAUUUUUCUUUAGAGCAACAUUUCUUAACCUAGUAUAUUUUUAUUAUGGAAAGUUACUGAGAAACUUAGGUAAAGGAAAGAAAAGUCUGACUAGAGCUACUUUGCAGGCUUUAGUGUUUAGAGAGAAAGGAACUGUGUGUGGAGUAAUAUCCUUUAAGAUAAAACAACCCCUUUUCUCCUUGUUAAGUUUCCUCCUUUGUUGGAGGAAAAUUGACCAUAGUAGACUGCUUCCUUAAGUCUUCUAGGUACCAACUAUUUCUAACAUCAACCUCUAAGAUGAUACCAGAGAAGCACAGUGCUUUAGAAUGUGACUUUAUGCUUUUAGAGAUUUAGAAAGAAAAAUAGAAAGAAAUUAGGUAUGGUAUUGAGGCUAAUAAUUCUCAGACUUUGUAUUUGAUACAUUUAGCCAACAGGGAAUGAAUAUCUGGGAAAAUAAAUUUAGGCUAAAUAUUUUUAUUUUAAUGUUUUAUUACCUGCUUCUAUGCUUUGGUUCAGUAUUUGGGCUUCUUGGCCUGAUUUCCAUGUAAUCUCAAUUUCUGAAGAUAUGAAGAGGAUCAUAUUUGUCCUAAUCUCAGUCUUCUGCUAACAAGAAUCAGGCAAAAUUAAAGUAUACCAGACUUUUAAAAUAGGCUCUUCUGUAUUCUCUAGAUGUUUUUGUGUUGUAAAGACCUUAUUAAGGUCAGGUAAAUUGUUCUGCUUGCUGUUGAAAUUUGCCUUCUAGCAAACAUCUGUGCUUUCUUUUUGAUCUUGUGUUUGCUGCCAAACCUUAAUAUGGUUGAAUUGGAAAACAAAAAAAGAAAGAAAUGUAUUUUCUCAGCCAAGUGAAGAUAUUCUAAUGCUGCAUCAAAGCUGCCCUGAAGCUGCACCGAACUUACCUUGUUUUCUUUAUCUGUGUUGCGUUUUUUAAAAAACAAACUCAAAACACCGUUGAGGCAUAUAAGGUCUUCUAUGAGAAAUGUAGCAUACUAUGGACUCUUAAUUUCUUUCCAGUUUCAAGCACUACAGAGGAACGCAAUAGAUAAGACAUAUUUGCUGUUUACCUAAAGCAACUGUAAUAUUGGAAGACUGAUCCGUCUGUAUUAUAUUGUAUAAUAGUUGCUAUAACACUACUUGCAUGUGUUCAUGGUAAAUUAUAUAAAUAUUUAUAAA
Messenger RNA from Cynocephalus volans (Philippine flying lemur), 5949 nucleotides. It is a transcript of the gene TTBK2, whose product is annotated as tau tubulin kinase 2. Lineage: Eukaryota; Metazoa; Chordata; Mammalia; Dermoptera; Cynocephalidae. Gene Ontology annotation, biological process: peptidyl-serine phosphorylation; cilium assembly; signal transduction. The transcript has 15 exons. The record is from RefSeq and is a predicted model, not a curated record. Gene Ontology annotation, cellular component: ciliary transition zone; cytoplasm; nucleus. Gene Ontology annotation, molecular function: ATP binding; protein serine/threonine kinase activity. Bases 336 to 4073 code for a protein of 1245 amino acids.